GGAACGUCGGCGGAGUCACUUAUGGCGGUUCCCUGAGGCAGACGGACCUCCGCUCCGUUAUCCCGUUGUCUUAGUCUCUUCAGCGGCCAUGAGGCGCAGAGGCCUGGAGGAGGAGGAGGAGGCCUGCGGCGUGUGGCUGGACGCGGCGGCGCUGAAGAGGCGGAAAGCGCAGACACAUUUAAUCAAGUCAAGUACCAAAAUGCUAACACUUGGAGAGAGAAAGGCUAACAUUUCUUUUACUCAAAGAAGUCGUCCACCUGCAGGCACUCGGCAGACCAGCAUUGCUUCCUUCUUCACCUUGCAGCCAGGAAAGAAAAAUGGUGGUGACCAGAGGAGUGUUUCGUCUCAUAUAGAAAGUCAGACCAACAAAGAGUCUAAGGAAGAUGCAACCCAGCUAGACCAUCUGAUCCAGGGCUUGGGGGAUGAUUGCAUGGCACCCCCUUUAGCCACUUCAACCCCUGCAGGCAUCCAGGAAGCUAGACUUUCUCCUCAGUCCUUCCAGGCUUCUUACCACCAUGGAAUAGGAAGCCCAUGCGUGACUGUGCUGUCUUUGUUCCAGCCUGAUACCUUUGUCUGUGCUGGAGAGAGUAAAGCAUCACUGGCCUGUUCCUUCACCCAAGACCUGGAGAGUUCCUGCUUACUGGACCAAAAGGAGGAAGAGGAUUCUUCCCGGAAAAGGGAAUGGCCUCAUGGAUCUAAGAAAAAGAACUAUCAGAAUGUGGAGAGACACAGUAAAACACCUGGGGACAAGGGCCAUCAGCUCUUGGAUAAGGCUAACUUGGAAAAGGUGUCUGCCAAAAGAAACAGGCAGGCCCCCAUCCUCCUUCAAACAUACCAGGAUUCCUGGAGUGGAGCAUACAAAGAAGGAGUGAAACAAAGCCCUUGUCCUAUUCCUGUGUUUUCGUGGGACAGCGAAAAGAAUGACAAGGACUCCUGGAGUCAGCUUUUCACCGAGGAUUCUCAGGGCCAGAGGGUCAUUGCCCACAACUCUAGAGCUCCUUUCCGAGAUGUAACCAAUGACCGAAAUCAGGGCUUAGGACAGCUUCCUAACAGCCCUUGGGCUCAGUGCCAGGAUAGGACCACUCAGUUAAAUCUGCUGACUGAUUUGCUCUUUACCCAGGACUCUGAAGGUAAUCAAGUUAUCAGGCACCAAGUCUAAAUGUCUUUGUGAGGGUUUGGUUCUAAAAGUACCUUGAAAUGACAUAUAAGAAAGUAUCUUCAGGGAGUGAGUAUAUUGGAGUAGGGGAAUGUAAGAUCUUUGUUUUAGAAAGGUCAUUCAGGAGAAUGAUCUUGGGUGGGAGGGAGGCAUGGGAUGAUGCUGUUAUUAUUGAGCAUUUUCUUUGUGUAAAUAAAGCAGGUGGUGCUGCUUGUUGAGACA
Messenger RNA from Lipotes vexillifer (Yangtze River dolphin), 1378 nucleotides. RefSeq names its product aurora kinase A and ninein interacting protein (gene AUNIP). Gene Ontology annotation, cellular component: spindle pole; centrosome. Gene Ontology annotation, biological process: spindle organization. NCBI's taxonomy places the organism in Eukaryota, Metazoa, Chordata, Mammalia, Artiodactyla, Lipotidae. The record is from RefSeq and is a predicted model, not a curated record.